UUUCCUGCUCCUUCAAAAAUGAUGUUUAGAUUCUCUAAAACUACAAAGGAGACUUUUGAAAUAUCUUCAAUAAGACAAGGAGAAAUAAAGUCCAUGCCGUCGCCAACCACUUCAGUGGAACCAAAUGACAAGAAGGGGCUUUUGAGUGACUACGAAUGGACCAUUUCAAAAUCUGAUCAGGAACUUCGACAAGUGAACAAUGUUGAAUGCAUUGUCCAAGUAGCAAACUUCCCAGAUUCUGCAGCAUUGGCCGCAGACGUCUAUCAGUACAUUUCCCCCAAUACCACAAUGGUAGAAUUGAUGCCUGAAUUGAAUGGACAUUCCUACACUUGGAACCAAACCAAUGACCAUAGUGAAACAGUUGUAACAUCCAGCUAUCAGAUGCUAAACUUGAAGUUCCAGUGCGUUGCUGAAAAGGCUCACCCAAAACCCCACUUCACAUGGAUCUGGCAAUACAUGGGACCAAAUUCAAGUCCUCUCGAAAUGGGGUCAGUCAUUAAGUACGCGAAUGACUCAAGUGUUGUGGAAGUGAUGCAAAUGGGCAGAAACGGGAAGGACAGAAACACCGACUCGCGGUUGAAAACAUACAAGUCCGAACACAUUGUGCGUGUACAGCAGCUUCGUUCCAAUAGUAAUGAAAGAGUUGUCUUUAGGAUGGUUGUCAGUUGCAAGGCCAGCCACCACAAUGUUGGCGUAGUUGGAGGAACACAUUUGUUGCCUGCCAAACACACCAUCAUUUUUGAAGAAGGAGACUCAAGAAGAGGUGAGCAAGGUGUACUGCCAGCAAACUCUCGGAAUGAUCUUGGAACUGAGCUCAACAUCAUGCAACCUGGAAGAGUUAGCCCAAACAUUAUUGUGACAAGGGCACUGCCCGAGGUGCCAAGAAAGGACACCGCUUCAAAGACAAUGCCUCUAAAUAUUCCUGCUGUAAGGCAAGACCAAAGAAGUUCACCAAGACAAGCAAUAGUAGACGGAGACAAAUCACCUUCAACACCACUGAGAUUGGAUGAAUAUUAUUCCAGACCUGGUCGCAUGCUUCCAGCAGUGCCCAAACCAGGGAAACCAGGCCAACAUGUGGGUCCUCAAUCACACGAUGACCUGAUUUAUGCAAAACUCGAAUUCGGAAAUCUGAGAGCAGAACACUCCGCCAACGCUAGGAAACCGGAAGUUCCGCCCAAGAAAAAAAUCGUGAACAAAAUCAAAUUCGAUGAGAAAUCUGAUUACGCAGAAAUAAUUGGCUGCAUUGUAGACGCCCAUGACGAUCAGGACGAAGAUCAGCAGCAAAACUAGCCAGCAUUGCGUGAAGCAUUUUUCUGCAUAUGCAGAAAAGUUCGCUAUUGCCGAAAUUAAAAGCUUUGGUUCUUUUCGCAGUUGAAUUUGAUAGAUUUAAGAUUUGUCAGUGGCCUGAGAAAUUACCUUCAUGGUAGAGCAUCUUUAAGGUGCGAUUUAUUUGCUGUAGGAUUUUUUAUUUUAUUUUAUUUUUAGCCCAAAAGCAAUUGCAGACAUACCAGAUUUAAAGACGGAGAAACAAGAUCAAUUCAACACUCGG
Notodromas monacha is the source of this 1549-nucleotide messenger RNA. The record is from the annotation of a GenBank genome assembly. NCBI's taxonomy places the organism in Eukaryota, Metazoa, Arthropoda, Ostracoda, Podocopida, Cyprididae.